Messenger RNA from Agelaius phoeniceus (red-winged blackbird), 888 nucleotides. Lineage: Eukaryota; Metazoa; Chordata; Aves; Passeriformes; Icteridae. The record is from RefSeq and is a predicted model, not a curated record.
ACGUGACGCGCGGCGCCGGUGCCGCCAUGAUGGCUGCGGGCGGCGGGGCCGGGCCCGAGCGGGCCCUGGAGGCGCUGCUGGAGAUGGGAUUCGGGGCCCGGCGCGCGGCGAAGGCGCUGGCGCUGACCGGGAACCGCGGGGUGGAACCGGCCAUGGACUGGCUGGUGGCUCACGAGGACGACCCGAUGGACUCGGAUCCCGAGACCCCCCCGGACCUGGGGGCGCUGCUGGGGGGGCCCCGGGCGCCGGCGGGGGAGCAGGACGAGACCCAGAAGGCGCUGUCGGAGGCGGGGCAGGAGCGCGAGCGGCGCCGCCGGGGCCAGGAGCUCUCCAAGCUCCGGGAAUGGCGCCGGGACGAGGAGCGGCGCCGCGCGGCCGAGGAGCGGCGGCGGGACCGGGCCGAGGAGAGGGCGGCGCGCGAUGUGCGGGAGAAGAUCGAGAGGGACAAGGCAGAGCGAGCACAGAGGUUCGCCCCGAGCCCCCCGAACCCCCGGCAGCCCUGCCAGGAGGCGCCGGCGCCGCGGGAAUACGAGGAGUGCAGGAUCCAGGUCCGUCUCCCGGACGGCCGCGCCCUCACUCAGAGUUUCCGUGCCCGGGAGCCGCUCGCCGCCGUUCGCCUCUUUGUGGAGCUGCACCGGGGCCCGCCGGGGGGCGGGGCCGGGGGGCGGGGCCGGGGGCGGGGCGGGGGCGGGGGCGGGGCCGGGAGCCCCCCCGAGCCCUUCAGCCUCCGCACGGCGUUUCCCCGGCGCCUCUUCACAGAGGAGGACAUGGAGAAACCCCUGCAGGAGCUGGGCCUGGUUCCCUCCGCCGUCGUCAUCGUGGCCAAGAAAGAGGGGAGCUGAGGGGGGCACCCCAAGAACCCCAAAUAAACCCAAAAAAACCCCAAAA